Molecule: messenger RNA, 2518 nt
Organism: Doryrhamphus excisus (bluestripe pipefish)
Lineage: Eukaryota; Metazoa; Chordata; Actinopteri; Syngnathiformes; Syngnathidae
Product: homeobox protein Dlx3b-like
Biological process (GO): regulation of transcription by RNA polymerase II; epithelial cell differentiation; embryo development
Molecular function (GO): DNA-binding transcription factor activity, RNA polymerase II-specific; RNA polymerase II cis-regulatory region sequence-specific DNA binding
Source: RefSeq, a predicted model, not a curated record
AGUUUGAAAAGUACAAAUUCAUAUUGGCAUUGGAUAAUACGUUAUGAUACUCAAUGUGCUCUAUGUGGCCCCCAGGCCGCUCCUUGGAGACCCCUGCUUUCAGGCUUCAAGGGAGAGGUUGACUGGAGGUUUCUGCGGGGAGGAGAAGGCAGUCAGACAGGCGACAAGCAAUGCCGUGUUGGCCGCGGGGCAGAGGCUGCUCGUGGGAGGGUGAGCCAAUGAGAAGGAGACUUCCACUCCUUUUCUCCUGCCCGGCUCGGCUCACUUCGGCGCGCCCUGUAAUUAGGAGCUCCACUUGUGGGCUGGGCGCCGCCACGGUGGACCGCUUUGGGAAAGGCUAGUUCCAGACUCUUUUUCUUUUACUUUAAACACUCGGUGGGACUUCGACAUCCUUAACAUGAACGGACAGCCGUCACCUGUGUUCGAGGAGAAGAAGCCGUCCCUCCGCGCGUCCCCGAGCCUACCGGAGACCUCCCCCGCUGACAUGGGCUUCUACGGCGGCCACGGAGCGCUCCACGGCUCGCAGGAUUUUUACGCGGCGCAGCAACCCUACUCGACCCAACACAUGAGCCCGUACUCGUACACCCACUACAACCUGAACGGGAUGGUCCCGAGUGGGGGCUUCCCGUGCGGUAAAAGUGACUACACGUACCCGCACUCGGUGUACAGAGAGCCCGGGGGCUUCAACAGAGAGUCGCAGCCAACGCUACCGGACAGUGUGAAAGAAGAACCAGAAAUGGAGGUUCGGAUGGUCAACGGGAAGCCAAAGAAAGUGCGGAAGCCCCGGACUAUUUACUCCAGCUACCAGCUGGCAGUCCUGCAGAGGAGAUUCCAGUCUGCCCAGUAUCUGGCCCUGCCAGAGCGGGCAGAGCUUGCAGCACAGUUGGGUCUGACACAGACACAAGUGAAAAUAUGGUUCCAAAACCGUCGCUCCAAGUUCAAGAAACUCUACAAGAAUGGAGAGUUUCCACUGGGAGACAUUGCUCUGGAGCAUAGCCCAGAGGCUAGUGAUUCAAUGGCUUGCAACUCGCCUCCAUCCCCUGCAGCAUGGGAAAACAACAACAGCAGCAGUAACACUACCACCGCCGCCACCACCAACAACAACAGCAGCAGCAACAGCAACGAUACGAACAGCAGCAGCAGCAUCAAGAAUAAUACAAUGCUGGACCCAACCAGCAGGGGGCAGGAGUCUUAUCAGCCUCAGGGUGAUUCCUCUGCAGUCUACAUGGAUGAGUACGCCCACCAGAAUUGGUACCAGCAGCAAGACACGCAUUUAGGUUUGCCAGCAGCUGGCCCCGCCCACCACACACCACCAUCAGCACCAGCAUCCACACCGAGUAUGGGCGCUGUUUACUGACUCCUGUAGGAACACUUUAAAUGGACCCAUUCAACUUAAACGGGAAUGUUUUGGAUUAUCCAGACAUACCUGGAGUCAUAAAUCUAAUGCAACGUAAUAAUGUACAAUCUUCACAUGACCGUAGUACCAAAAUAUAAUUCAUUCACAUGAUGCCUUAUGCCAGUGUUGCCCAACCAGGGCAACAUAUCUUACAUUAUUAUUCUAUUAUAAUGAAUGUAUGAAUGGCAAUCCAAAGGUGUAUUUAUGUACUUUCUGCCAUCUAGUGGAGGAGCAUGUUUGCUGGCAUUGCUAGAGAAAAAAGAUUAUUUGUGGUAAAUUAAUAAUAAUUUGGGGCCAAUUACGUAAAAUUGGAUCAUGUACCACGGCACAUUGGUCGGGAAUCAUAAAUGUAUACAUUUGUAUAUUCUUGUAAAGCAGUAUGGGACAGCAGGUCAUUUUUUGGGAAGAUUUCACUGUGGUUUUUGACAACCAAAUGACAGUCCAGCAUGUGUAAAUAAUAAGAAUAUCUUGUUAAUAACCAACUUUUUCUAGAAUUAUUAUUUUGAUUCAGUUGCUCCCCACAGCCUGUCAAACAAUUCUGGCUUGGAGCUGAUGUCAGUUUAUAACACAGAGGUGUCCAAAAUCUGGUCUCGGGGCCCUUGGAAUAUUCUUAAAAAAAAAUGAAUUCAUUGUUAAAGAGAUACCCCUCCUUUUAAUCUGUAAGGAGCUUUUCAACCCAAAUACCUACCUCACUCACGGUGCAACCAAAAAUAACACAACAAAUAUGUGACAGGGCCACCAGCGAAUGGCAAAAAUCCACGCGUAAUACCGACAUCCAUGAAUGGUGCUUUUUGUGACACACGGCUUGCUCUUUCCCCUCCGUACCAUACAGCUACCCUGAUUUUCCGCUCUGAUUUUUGGAUCAACAUUUGCAAUUAAAGUGCCUGAUGAGAUUCACCUCCAUAGCCCUCCCCCGUCUUGCUUCAGUAUGCCUCACACACUUAUUUAACACACCUAAUGUAUGAAAUGUAUAGGUACUCACCACUAAUGAAUGAUAAUUAAUCUGAUUAAUGAACAGAUGGAAUCACAGAAAUUAAGUGAAUUUCUGCAAAGUAGGAUUCCUUACUGACAAAUGGGACAUUUGUGUGGUUAGAUAAUAGAAAACCUGCUAAGACCUUCUAA